AUGGUGGAUGAGGAGCACCUGAAAUCCGACAAAGACCGGGACAUCAAUGUGCGGAUCCCAUUCCGCUUCAUGCAGCAACCGAAUGAUGCAAUUGGGCAAGGAACCCUUAGCGAGGCGACGCGAGUGCGCCGCCGGCAGCCGCCACGGCCGCAGCGCUUCCGCCUGCCUGCUCUGGGGGCGCGCACAGUGCCAGCUGACGCCUCGGACCGCUGCCGCCGGCGCCGAGGCGCGCCUACCACAGGUGUACCGGAUUUGGCUGUCAGCAUGCGGACCCUACUCUUUGCGUUGGCAGCGCUGCUCCAUGCAGUGGUGGCGGCGGCGGCGGGGGCGGCGACCGGCUCCGGCCCCCUGCGCGGUCCCGUGCUGGUGCAGGAACCGCCGGCCAGAGUGGUCUUCUCCAACACGACGGGCGCCCUGCUGCCCUGUUCCGCGCAUGGAAACCCGCCGCCAACGCUGCGCUGGCAGUCUGCGUCCGGCUCGGAGCUGUCGCCCGUGUCGGUGGCUGGUCUGCGCGCGGCGCUACCCGGCGGCUGGCUGCAGCUGCCGCCCUUCCCCGGCCGCCUCUUCCGGCCGGAGGUGCACGCCGCCGCCUACCGCUGCGCCGCCACCAACGUCGUCGGCUCCGUGGUCAGCCGCGCCGUCACCGUCCGCGCAGUGGUGUUGGACCAGCGGUACGAGGCGCAGGUGCACGACGAGUUCGUCAUCUCCGGCAACACGGCGGUCCUGCGCUGCCACGUGCCGGCCUUCGCGAGGGACUUCGUGUCCGUGAGCGGCUGGCUGAGGGGCGAGCCGCCUCGCGACCUCACCCCUGACGUCACAACAGGUGGUCGCUUCUCCGUGUUCCCCACCGGCGAGCUGCACGUCCGCUCCGCCACAGAGGAGGACGCGCGCGCCGGGCCCUACCGCUGCCGCACCGCGCAUGCGCUCUCCGGACACGCUGCCGUCAGCUCCACCGCCGGCAGGCUGGUGGUGACGGAGGCUCGCGGCUCGGUGGCGCCGCGCCUCACAGACACCCGGAGUCACGUGACCGCCAGGGCCAGGCAGCCAGCGGAGCUGCCCUGCGCUGCGCAGGCCUACCCGCUGCCCCAGUACACGUGGUACCGCGGCGGCGGCGACUCUGUGACGGCGGUGCUGCUGGGGGACCGCGUGCGCCAGGCGGGCGGCAGCCUCUACUUCCGGCAGGUGGCGCUGGCCGACGCCGGCCGCUACACCUGCCUCGUCAACAACUCCGUGGGCAUGCAGCGCGCGCUCACCACUCUGGUCGUCACAGCCCCGCUCUCGGCCCACGUGACCCCGCAGCAGCAGACGGUGUCCCUGGGACAGCCUGCCAACCUCAGCUGCACCACCGAGGGCCAUCCUCAGCUGGCUGUCUCCUGGCUCAAGGACGGACGACCCCUCAAGGUCUCGCAGAGGGUGCAGCUGCUCACCGACAAGAUCCUUAAAAUCUCGUAUGUUGAACUCGAAGAUCGUGGCAUGUACCAGUGUAUAGUCUCCAACAACGAUGACAACGCUCAAGGAACUGCUGAAAUCAGCCUCAGAGAGUGGCCGCCGGUGCUGGUGCGCACCUUCUCCGGCGCCACUGUGCGGCCGGGCGCGUCGUGGCGCGCCACGUGCGAGGCGGCGGGCUGGCCGCGGCCCCACGUGUCGUGGCUGCUGGACGGGGAGCCGCUGCCGGCGCAGCCGCCCGACGCGCAGGAGGAGGAGGCGGCCGGCAGCGGCGCCGUGGCGGUCUCCACUGUGCGCGUGGAGCGCGCGCGGCCGCGCGACGCCGGCCUCUACGAGUGCGUGGCGGCCAGCGCGGCGGGCAGCGCGUCGCACCGCGCCCGCCUGCACGUCGCCGGGCCGCCGCACGUCCGGCCCAUGGCCGACCGGCGCGUCGCCGCCGGCGCCACGGCGCACUUCACCUGCCGCGUCGCCGGCUUCCCCGUCACGCAGAUCCGCUGGGAGCGCGACGGUAAGUCUCUGCCGCAGAAUGAGAGGCAACAGGUGUUUCCAAACGGUACUCUGGUAAUCAAAGAGGCGGACGAGCAGGACUCCGGGGGCUACGUCUGUGUCGCCUCGAACCCUGAUGGUCUCACCUCCAGGAGCAAACUCAACGUCCAGGUUAUGGAACCACCUGAGAUACAUCCGUUUACGGUGAAGCCGAACUUGCAGCGCGGCAUGAGGAUCCACCUGACCUGCGUGGUUAUCAGAGGGGACUUCCCCAUCACGUUCCACUGGCUGAAGGACGGGGCGGACCUGCCGCAAGACAGCGGCAUCACGGAGAAGACACUGGACGAGUACUCGAGCACUCUGGCCAUUAGCCGGCUGGCAUCCCACCACUCCGGUAACUACACGUGCACCGCGGCCAACGCCGUCGCCACCGCCAGGCACACAGCAGAGGUCGUCGUCAGCGUGCCACCUUCGUGGAAAACUGAACCCCAGGAUGCAGAGGUAGUAGAAGGCGAGAACCUGACCAUUCCAUGCUCCGCUUCCGGUACUCCAACACCGAAGAUAUCGUGGAAGAGACGGGACGCAGAGAGUUCAGCCCCAGGAACCGAGGAAAUGCAUACGUCCGUCAACUAUGGGGUUCUAGAAAACGGCAGCCUGUGGAUCGCGAACGUGACGGCAGAUCACGCGGGCGGCUACGCCUGUGAGGCCUCCACCGACGCCAGCUCGUCUCUCAGCAAGACCGUUCGCCUCACAGUGCACCUGCCUGCCCGGCUGUCGGCGACGGCGGCCAACGUGACGGUGGCGGCGGGCGGCCCGCGCUGGGCGCUGUCCGAGCAGCCGCUGCAGGCGGGCCUGCGCUCCGCGCUCACGCUCACCGGCGCGCGCCGGCACGACUCGGCCGGCUUCGAGUGCCGCGCCUCCAACCGCUACGGCAGCGACCUGCGCCGGAUGCGCCUCGUCGUCCAGGAAACGCCGGAAGUUCCGGCGGGGCUCACCGUGCUCGCCGUCUCCAGCAGGGCGGCCAACCUCACCUGGCAGCAGCCCUACGACGGCAACAGCCCCAUAUUGGAGUACAUAGUCCAGUACAAGACCGGAAACGGGUCGUGGCAGCAGGGGGUGUCGCAGGUGUCCACCCCUGGCGGGCGCACGUGGGCCUCGGUGACUGGCCUGUUGCCCGGCCGGCGCUAUGAGGUGCGCGUGCUGGCUCGCAACAUUCUAGGGCUUUCCAAGGCACCGCCCACGCCAGGAGUGGCGCUGGACACGGCACAGGAACCUCCAGGAGCGCCGCCCACGCACCUCUCCGUUCUUCCGCAAGGCUCCCAGACGCUGCUUGUAGAAUGGAAGCCGCCAGACGGCGACCGACACGGCGACGUGCUGGGCUACCGCGUCGAGUUCUGGCAGGUGGAGGCGCCGCAGCAGCGCCAGCGGCGGACGCUGGAGGCGGCGGAGGGCGCCCCGUCGCCGCUGAGGCUGCGCCUGGAGGCGCUGCGCAAGGCCACGCAGUACGCGGUGCGCGUGCGAGCCUACAACGCGGCGGGGGAUGGGCCGCCGGGCACGGAGGUGCUCGCCGCCACUGCCGAGGACGUGCCCGAGGCGGCGCCGCUGGGUGUGCAGUGCGUGGCGGCGUCCCCACAGAGCCUCCUGGUGGAGUGGGAGCCGCCGCCAGAGAACAAGCUGAACGGCCGCCUUCUGGGCUACCGCCUCUUCUACAGGCCGCUCGCCGAGUGGGACGACGUGUCGGCUCCCUCUGAGAUCUCGACGCAGGACACGAAGCUGGAGGUGACGGGCCUGCUGCGCUUCUGCAACUACAGCCUGGAGGUGCGCGCCUACACCGCUGCCGGCGACGGAGUGCCCAGCGAGCCCGUCUUCUGCAGGACCUGGGAGGACGUUCCUAGUCCACCAGACGACAUUAAAGCUGUUGUAAUGGACACCAGGACAAUCCUUCUUUCAUGGAAACCGCCGGCAUUUCCGAAUGGGGUUAUUAGAAAGUACAAGAUAUACAUUCGGUCACUUGAUGGAGCCGCUUUGCACCGGGACGAGUUCGAGGCGCCGGCGGGCCAGACGCACUACGGGCUGUCCCACCUGGCGCCGCUGCACCGCUACGAGAUGAGGGUGACGGCGGCCACAACGGCAGGGGAGGGCGCCCCCAGCCGACCGGUCGUGCAGGCGCCCUCGGACCAGGUGCCGGCGCGUGUCGCGUCCUUUGGCGGUGUGGUGCACGCGGCGCGCGGCUCCCGCCUCAGCCUGCCGUGCCUCACCGUGGGCAGACCUCGGCCCGCCAUCGUCUGGACUCACGGGGAGCGGCCGGUGCAGGCGUCGCAGCGUCUCCACGUGGACGACGAGUGGACGCUGCACGUAGAGGGCGCGCAGCCGGCGGACGCCGGAAACUACUCGUGCCGCGCCGAGAACCGCCUGGGCAGCGACUCGCUGCUCUACACGGUCACCGUCCACGAGGUCAGGAACAAGGACAUUCCCAGCACACCUGAAGAUUUUCACGUAUCUUCCACAACUAUUUCUUCCAUCACUCUUGCUUGGAGGCUACCAGAAGGGGGCCAGAAGCUCGCAGCAAUUACAGACUACUGCCUGCAUUACAAGAGAGAAUUUGGCGAGUGGGAGAAGAUAAAGAUUCCUGGAACAGAGACGAGCUUCACGCUGGGGGGCCUGCAGUGCGGCGCUAAGUACCUGCUCUACCUGCAGGCGGAGGGCCGCCGCGGCGACAGCCACCCCACAGACACCAUAGCGGCGCGCACCCAGGGCGCAGCGCCGGAGGCGCCACCGCAGUCGGAGCUGCUGGUGGUGAACGCGACGCGCGUGUCGCUGGUGGUGUCGGCGUGGCGCACGGGCGGCUGCUCCAUCUCGACGCUGGUGGUGGAGUACCGGCGGUGGGACCGCGCCGGCUGGACGCUCGUGUCCAACAGCGUGCCGCACGCCGACGCGCCCUUCUCCGUUCUCGACCUGCGGCCCGCCACGCGCUACCUGCUGCGCCUCACGGCGCACAACAGCGCCGGCUCCACCGUCGCCCUCUACGACUUCGUCACUCUCGACGACGAGACAGGUGUCGUCGCUCCAGAGCUAAUUGUACAGGCUGGCUGGAGAAACGGCCAUUUCUGGAGAAAUCCCGCCAUCAUUGUUACUCUUAUAGCUGUCCUCGUGGCUUUUAUCGUCGCUGGAGUGGUGCUCUUCUCGUACUUACGUAGGAAACGAGAAAGGUUCCCAGCAGGGAGGAAAGAGUCAGCGUCGGCAGAGGGGGAGGACGUGGCGGGCCUCAGGGAGAAGGCGGGCUACGUGAGCGGGAACGGCGUGCUGUCGCGCCACUGCCGCAGCCACAGCGACCUGCAGCAGCAGCAGCAGCAGAGGACGCAGCUGGCGCUGCAGCCGCUGCACCACCAGGCCGCGCGCCACGGAGCCGGCAGCGCCACGCCCUCCUCCGCCCACCUCUACGCCACGUUCCGCCUCGCCGAGGAGCGCCGCCUGCGCUGGCAGCAGGACGAGCUUGGCGACCCCAGGGAGCACCACCAGCUGGAGCUGCAGUCGGAGCCACAGGACUGGGCACCCCUGCGCAGCCUCCAUCUGGCCCAUAAGUACUGAAUGAGUGGGGCACUGCAGAGCCUCCACCUGUCCCCCAAGUACGGAACGAGUGGGGGGCCACUCCGCCCUGCCGCCUCGCCAUGUCAAGUGCCUUAACCCAACAAGCCACCCGCCCCCUAAGCUGCCACCGAACAGGCUGGCUGAGCUGCUACUGGCCCUAACUGAUACGACUGUUGCUGCUAAUUCAGUCUAAGUGGGAAAUCUUCAGUUAUCCUGGAUCAUAUUUUUUUUUCCUGUCCAACGUACGACGAACUGAACAGCUUAUCAUAUUCUAAGUAAGACGUCAUAAUACGAAUGUUCAUUAUUAAUUGCGUUUCACCAUUGUUUAUAUAUGUAACAAUAUAUCAAUAGUAUAAAUGUUCUGCUUAGCGAAGUGAAAGACAUCGCCCCAUCUGUUGAAUACCUGUUACCAUUUCUACUGUUUUCCUAAAAUACAUUGCAAAGAAGUAUGUAACGAAGAGUGGAAAUAUAUGUUGUGCUGCAUUA
Molecule: messenger RNA, 6006 nt
Organism: Schistocerca gregaria
Lineage: Eukaryota; Metazoa; Arthropoda; Insecta; Orthoptera; Acrididae
Product: Down syndrome cell adhesion molecule-like protein Dscam2
Exons: 33
Coding region: 1-5520 (1839 amino acids)
Biological process (GO): cell-cell adhesion; axon guidance; nervous system development
Cellular component (GO): axon; plasma membrane
Molecular function (GO): protein binding
Source: RefSeq, a predicted model, not a curated record